GUCCAGCAGUAUGUGAGUGACGGUGAUAGCGCAAACAGCAGCUCUGGACAAGUGUUCCCUGUGCAAGUGCUGAUAAACGAUUAAGCUGAAACGAUUCGAUGGGAUUGGAACGUUCGAAGAGAUUCUGAAAAGCACAUCAUGGCGAAUAAUAUCCAAUGGCGUUCCGUAUGGCUGAUGCUGCUAUUUGCGUCCACCAUCGCAGCCGGUCCGGUGAAGCGUCGUUCAACGGAGGGUGAAAAGGCACUGUCCGAGACCGAAAUAAGCCAAAUAGUAGAAUGGAUCGAGCAGCGUUAUCAGCAAACGAAAGCUCGCCAAACACUGGCUGCCUGGGAGUAUGGCUCGAAUCUUACGGAGUUCAACCUAUCGAAAAAAACGAAAGCCGCUGCCGAUUUCGCCGAAGUGGCUAAGGCAGUCGCGGAGGAAUUGCAGCAGUUUAAGACAGAUCAGCUAACGAAUGCAACGCUGAAGCGGCGAAUCAAAAAGCUUGCCAAGCUGGGCUAUGCCGUACUACCGGCAGAUCAGUUUAAGGAGCUGCUCGCAGCGAUCGCCAGCAUGGAGUCGAACUACGCUAAGGCAAAGUUUUGUGCUUACGGCGAUGCGACCAAGUGUGACCUUUCGCUAGAUCCGGAGCUGACGGAAAUAUUUGCCAACCACCGUGAGCCGGAGGAACUGAAGUACUACUGGGUCCAGUGGUACAAUGCGACCGGUGUACCGGUGCGUGAGUCCUUCCAGAAGUACGUUGAGCUGAACCGACAGGCGGCACUGCGGAAUAAUUUCAGCUCCGGCGCGGCCGUUUGGUUGAACGAGUACGAUGAUAGCACGUUCGAGCAGCAGAUCGAUGAUGUGAUUGAACAAAUACGGCCCCUGUACGAGCAGCUGCAUGCGUACGUGCGGUACAAGCUGCGCCAGAAGUACGGCGAUAAGCUGGUGUCCCCGACCGGACCGAUUCCGAUGCAUCUGCUCGGCAAUCUAUGGGCACAGACGUGGGAUAACAUUGCCGACUUUACUACACCGUUCCCGGAGAAGAAACUUCUCGAUGUUACGGAUGAGAUGAUACGCCAAGGGUACACCCCGAUCAAAAUGUUCCAGAUGGGAGAUGAUUUCUUCACCUCACUGAACAUGACAAAACUUCCUCAAACGUUCUGGGAGAAAAGCAUCCUAGAAAAGCCGGCCGAUGGGCGCGAUCUUGUCUGUCACGCAAGUGCGUGGGACUUUUUCGCGAUCGAUGACGUUCGCAUCAAGCAGUGUACGCGCGUCAAUAUGCGCGAGUUCUUCGUCGUUCAUCACGAGCUGGGACACAUUCAGUACUAUCUGCAGUAUCAGCAUCAGCCGGUAGAGUUCCGAGGUGGAGCAAACCCCGGCUUCCAUGAGGCCGUCGGUGACGUUCUUUCCCUGUCGGUAUCGACGCCAAAGCAUCUGAAGAAAGUGGGCCUGCUGAAGGACUACGAGGAGGAUGAGCAGGUUAAGAUCAACCAGUUCUACAGGGCCGGUGUGACGAAGCUUGUCUUUCUACCGUUUGCAUACACCCUGGACAAGUAUCGCUGGGGCGUGUUCCGUGGCGAUAUUAAGCCGAGGGAUAUGGUUCUCCCGCUAUUGCUGUUGCUUACGUUCGGGGCAUCAAUCGGUGCCACCGAUCCGGAGCUCGAGCGCAACGAGCUGGCCGCCCAGCGCUACGUCAUCGAUCUCGAGCCAGAGAUACUGGCGCGCAACAACAACGCGACCGAGCUUUCGUGGGCCUACGAGUCGAACAUUACGGAGGAGGCGCUAAAGCAGCGGAACGAGGCCGCAUCGCGAAAUGCGAACUUUUUCAAGGAAGUGGCCCGUGAGUUGCGACUGUACGAUUACAGCAACUUUAAAGAUGCCGACCUGAAGCGCCGUAUCAAGAAGCUUACCGAUUUGGGGUACGCUGCGCUGGAUGAGACGAAAUUCUCACUGCUUGUCGAUGCGAUUUCGCGCAUGCAGGAAAACUACGCCACCGCCAAGGUGUGCCAGUACAAGAACGAGUCGAACUGCAACUACGGGCUGGAGCCGGAGCUGACCGAGACGCUUGCAAAGAGCCGUGAUCCGGAGGAGCUGAAGCACUACUGGGUGCAGUGGCACGAGGUGUCCGGCAAGCCGGUGAGGAAAGACUUUGAUGAGUACGUGGCGCUGAAUCGCGAGGCAGCUCAGCUGAACAAUUUUACGUCUGGUGCGGAGUACUGGCUGGAUGCGUAUGAGGAUGACACGUUCGAAGCACAGGUUGAUGCUGCGAUCGAGCAAAUCCGACCACUGUACGAACAGAUCCAUGCGUACGUGCGGUACAAGCUGAGGAAGCACUACGGUAAUGAUAUUGUAUCCGAGAAGGGUCCGAUUCCGAUUCAUCUGCUCGGUAACAUGUGGGGACAGACGUGGGACAAUAUUGCCGAUAUAACGACACCCUUCCCGAACAAGAAGCUGCUUGACGUUACGGAGGAGAUGGUGCGGCAGGGCUACACCCCGCUGAAGAUGUUCCAAAUGGGCGAUGAGUUCUUCCAGUCGCUGAACAUGACCAAACUGCCAUCCACAUUCUGGGAAAAGAGCAUUCUGGAAAAGCCAAACGAUGGGCGUGAGCUUGUAUGCCAUGCCAGUGCGUGGGAUUUCUACAAGAAGGAUGAUGUGCGCAUUAAGCAAUGCACACGAGUCAACAUGGAGGACUUCUUCACCGUGCAUCACGAGCUGGGACACAUCCAGUACUAUCUGCAGUAUCAGCACCUUCCAAGCGUUUACCGCGAGGGGGCUAACCCUGGUUUCCACGAGGCCGUCGGUGACGUUCUUUCCCUGUCUGUUUCAACACCGAAACAUUUGGAGAAGAUUGGACUGCUGAAGGACUACGUUGAAGACGAGGAAUCAAAGCUUAAUCAGUUCUAUCAAGCUGGUCUGGCUAAGCUGGUAUUCCUGCCGUUCGCCUACACGCUGGAUAAGUACCGCUGGGAAAUAUUCCGUGGUGACGUUAAGCCAGAACAUUACAACUGCAAGUUCUGGGAGAUGCGCACGAAAUAUUCGGGCGUUGAGCCACCGGUUGAGAGAAGCGAGAGCGAUUUUGACGCUGCGGCCAAGUACCAUGUGUCGGCUGAUGUUGAGUAUUUGCGAUACUUUGUGUCGUACAUCGUACAGUUCCAGUUCCAUCGGGCGGCCUGCGAAAAGGCUGGCCAGUACGUGAAGGGUGAUCUGGAGAAAACAGUGAACAACUGUGACAUCUACCAGAGCGCAGAGGCAGGUAAUGCACUGAAGGCGAUGUUGGCUAUGGGCUCGUCCAAACCGUGGCCGGAUGCGAUGGAGGUGCUGACUGGACAGCGCAAGAUGAGCGCCGAUGCGCUGAUUGAAUACUUCCAGCCGUUGUACGAUUGGUUGGUGAAGGAAAAUAAGGCGCUUGGAGCACAUGUUGGAUGGGAGGAAAAGCCCAAGUGCAAAUCAGCUUAAAUACACUACACAUCCUUCGUUUUUGAUCUCCAGACUAUUUAAAGUGCAACUACACGAUCGAGCACAUGAUAUUGCUGAUCUUCUGGAGUAGAACAUUAUCGUUGAACUCGUUAAUAAAAUAAGACACACUAAAAUAUUAAA
Molecule: messenger RNA, 3579 nt
Organism: Anopheles merus
Lineage: Eukaryota; Metazoa; Arthropoda; Insecta; Diptera; Culicidae
Product: angiotensin-converting enzyme-like
Exons: 11
Coding region: 139-3438 (1099 amino acids)
Biological process (GO): proteolysis
Cellular component (GO): plasma membrane
Molecular function (GO): peptidyl-dipeptidase activity; metallopeptidase activity
Source: RefSeq, a predicted model, not a curated record